CUUUACACUGUCUCUGAGACUAGAGGAACUCUCCAUAAGGAACGAACAGAAAGAAUUCUGGCUGUCAGACUGAGAGAUGCUGCCUCUGCUGCUGUAUAUUGUUCUCCAAGUUUUGUCCCUGUCUCAAGGGCUCAACAGUACAGAUGACCAUCCUCGUAAAAGUGCGGUAAACCAUGCUGAUCACUCGGACAAACAGAUUGAGCUCUCCAUGCUAAGCCUGUCCCAGGGCUGCUCUGGUGUUGUAAGGGCUUUUUACCAGAACACUACAGUGGAUGUGACCCUGAACCUGCUGGAUUCUGAGGAAAAGAAAGAGCUUUCCACCCAAAUCUGUGAAAAUCUGGGUUGUGGCAAAGUUUUUAAACAUGGGGAUUCUGCAACAAUACGCAAUGGCGUUUGUCUUGCAGGCUGCAUCCUGAGAGACUCACAACUGCACAACUGCACUACAGCUGCAGAACAUGACUGCAUAAAUGCAACUAAAAUAAUUUGUGAAAGUACUGAGAUCUCACCCACAGCAGUCAACACAACUGACUUGGGGUUUAUAACACAUACUGCAGAGUCAACUGCAGGGAUGGCUACGAAACCCGGCAGUGGAGUUUCAGCAGCAGCGACUGGCUGCUUCGUCUUAUCUUUAGCACUACUGCUGCUUAUUUUAUUAAAUGCUGCUGUCUGUGUGCAUUUCAAAAGAGGAAAGGCAUGUGCGAUUCGUCGAUGUCACAAUAAUUCCCACAUACGCACAGAGUACCAGCUCAAUGCACAGAUGGGAACCUACCAGCAAUUUCUCCCAACUGUGGAGGCAGUACAUCAGUUGGAAAGUCUUGGUCCAAGACUGACCUCAAACCUUGGCUAUAGAAUGGCCAGGAUAACAAAUCAAACCUCUCACGACUCAGAUGAUUCAAACAGCGAAUAUCAAAACAGCUAUCGAGCACAAAGACUUCACCAAAACUACUCGCACAGUAAGGAAAGUCCAUCAUUUCCUGAGCAGAUACCCCUGAAUCACCACAGUACACAGAUGACAGGAAGUACUGUCGGUUACAAAGACCACCAUGUACCUAGAAACCUCGGUCAAGAAACGGAUCACAGAAGCACAACAUCGGAGGAAUUGUAUGCAAAUGUUCCAAAUAGUAAAUAUUUUUCUGAAAGAGAUUCUUCUGUCUCAUCAGACAGUGACAACAACUAGGCUGAAAACUGGUGAAAUCAACAUGGCUACUAAGAGACUAUCAACAAGUAAAAUAUAGAGAAACUCAAAACAACAUCCAAAAAAGAAAUGCAUACUUUACUCAACAUCUGGAUGUUGUUGUGCAUUUAUUCUUUUGGAAUAAGGUUUCACAACAAUGCUAUCCUCAACAUUUGAACACAGAUGUGGAAUGUAACACAAAUGGUACUUGCAGCAAACACAUAUAUUAUAUAUACAGUAUACAUUAUUAUUAUUUUGAUAAUUCCCAAUGGUUUAAAGAAUACAAUUGAAAUUUCUUUGUCAACAAUUUCCCAAUUAAGCAUUAAGUUGGGUCCUUUUUAAAAAGCCAGUAGAGCAGAACAGUGACCGUCCAAUUUUUCGAAGCAUAGGUCAUAGUGGAACAAUAAUGGCCGUUUCUCAAUCUGUGGGUGUUUUCUAAUCAGAAUGGCCGUUUUUCAACUAUCCAAUAAAAGUAGUGAAUCUCAAUGUAGUAAUCAGUGAGCGUUUCCAAACCUGGAUGGGCGUUUCUGAACUAUCCAAUGAAAGUAGUGAAUCUCAAUGUAGUAAUCAGUGGGCGUUUCCAAACCAGGAUGGGCGUUUCUGAACUAUCCAAUGAAAGUAGUGAAUCUCAAUGUAGUAAUCAGUGACCGUUUCCAAACCUGGAUGGGCGUUUCUGAACUAUCCAAUGAAAGUAGUGAAUCUCAAUGUAGUAAUCAGUGGGCGUUUCCAAACCAGGAUGGGCGUUUCUGAACUAUCCAAUGAAAGUAGUGAAUCUCAAUGUAGUAAUCAGUGACCGUUUCCAAACCUGGAUGGGCGUUUCUGAACUAUCCAAUGAAAGUAGCGAAUCUCAGUGUAGUAGGCAAAUUGUGUAAAGAGGUUGAAAAACACUCAUCCUGGUUAGAAAACACUUAUUUUUGCUCUGCAGAGACACAAGUCUCACUUUUUCAGUCGUACUGGUUCUGGAAGAAUAUAUUUUUUUCCAUAGAAACUUCAUCAAAUUCUUCAUAAAAGAGUUCUAAGGCAUGAACCAAACCAACCAACUCUGAGGUGAAUCUCAAAAUUACAUGUUUUGAUUUUAAGCAUAAACGUAUUAGAAAUCAUAUAAAAAGAACAAGGUACAUGACUGUGUACUUGACGUUUUUAAUGAGGGAAUGAACAACAAUCCCAUUAAAACCAUGGAAAUAUAUAAAAUUACUGAUUUUUAAGUUGACGAUAAGACGUAUAGAGACAAUACAUUUUCAUUUCCUUACAAAAUAUUCAGAUGUAUAAUAAUACAUUUAUUUAUAUAAGUAGUUUGAGAAUGUUGGGAGACCGACUACACAGAUACAGAUGCCAUGGUUUGAUUGCCGUCUUCAGGAUUCACACGUAGUGUAAUUUUUCACUUGGAAUUCUGCUACUAAUUAUUAUUAUUAUUAUUAAAAAACUAAUUUUAUGUAGUUGUAAUAAUGUGAAUUGAUGGCUUCAACCUAUGCAUAUACAAUCGAUUAACAACCCCAGACAAUUUUAAGGUAGGUCUGUCUUUAAAGAUUGAUCUAUAAAUGUAUCGUUUAAAAAAACUAUUUGUCUAUGGAGAAAAUGUUUAUGGGAUUUUUACUUCCAGAACCAGACUGUUGCGCUAUAUAAACUUCAGUUUACGUCACAGCCCGGCAGAACCAUGAUUUGCUACUUGCUAUUGCUAGUCAGUUGCAGGUGAUAUUAGAAGACGGGAUUUUGUCAUUCUAGACAGCAAUUUAUCAGAGAAAACAUUGCACAUGCCUCCGAGCAGGAGAUUAUGUCAUCUACAUUAUAUGCCACAUUUAUGUAAAUGUAAUUAUGUAAAAACAAAACAAUACUACAUGCACAGUACACAGAAAAGUAAAAAAAAUAAACAACAACACUUUGUUAUUUAGCCUCAGAGAUUUCACAGUUAUGCAAAGUUUUGAAAAUGGCCAGCAUUCUCUAUUUUUUUUGCAUUUCUCACUGGAGGACAAAAGAUAAACUGUCAAAUGUCACUUUCAUUUUCAUGCUUUGUGUUUGCCACAAACCCACUUUAGUUGGUGUUGAUCUCUCAGGUCCGAGAGCGACACGGCAGACUGCCAGCUACACUUGCAGGCAUAUGCCCUCUCACCCUUUUUCCUUCUCAGUUUGGCUCUUAAUUUGUGAUAGUCCGGCAUGUUAUUCCUAAAGAGAGUAAAAUGAGAGAAGCUCUGUGAGGAUUUGAAUAAAUGUAUACAUGUAUUUCAAAGAUAUCCAAUUAAACCUGGUCACAACGUUCUAGGGCACGUUGGCCCACUGUUUGGUUUAUCCCUGGCACGUUAUCACUGACUGCAGACCUCAUCCUUUUUUACAUUUAAAUGCUUUUCUGAGGAACAAAAUGUCUUUGUGUCAGUUCUGUUCUCUCACUUCAAAUGGACAGUGGCUGUUUUCAACAAUAGCAAACAUACUGCAUGUCAAGUAGGCUCAAAUAUGUUCAGAUAUUCUGGUGAAUCCUACAGAAAAGUCUGGGUCAUAUUUCAUCUUCAAAUAAAAAUAAAAAAGUGAGAAAUUGAAUUUUGAAUAAAGAAUAUUAAAGAAUCAGAUUUUUGUGUAUAAAAAAUACAAACGGUCAAAAACUGAUAUGCCGUGUUACUCAUUAAAUAUAUUUGAAGAUAAUACACUUAAAAGAAUAGUUCACCCAAAAGUGAAAAUUCUCUCACACUCAUGCUAUCCCAGAGGUGUCUGACUUUCUUUCUUCUGAAGAACACAAAUAAAGACAUUUAGAAGAAUAUCUCAGCUCUGUAGGUCCAUAGAAUGCAAAACCUUGAAGCUCCAAAAAGCACAUUAAGGCCGCAAAAAAGUAAUCCAUAAGACUCCAGUGGUUUAAUCCAUGUCUUCUGAAGUGGUUUUGUCAAAGAUCAGACCAAAAUAUAACUCCUUUUUCACUGUAAAUCUGCCAUUGCAGUCUCUAGGCCUGAUCAUGAUUUCAAGCUUAAUUAUACUUACUAGUGCUUGACGCAUGGGCAUAUUGCUAGAUGGCGCUAUGAAGAGUAAUCAAGCUUGAAAUCAUGAUCACCAAGGAUGUCAAGAUUUAUAGUGUAAAAGGAGUUACAUCUGGUCUGUUCUGUCAUAUGGAUUACUUUUAUGCUGCUUUUUGGAGUUUCAAAGAUUUGGUCACCAUUCACUUGUAUUGUGUGGACCUACAGAGCUGAGAUAUUCUUCAAAAAAUCUUCAUGUGUGUUCUGCAAAAGAAGGAAAGUCAUACACAUCAGGGAUGGCACGAGGGUGAGUAAAUGAUGAAAUAACUCUCAUUUUUGGGUAAAUAAUUCCUUUAAGAGCUUUAAAGAUUUCUUUCUUCUUUGUUAGACUAGAGCACGUAAUAUCAGCAAUGGAAAACAUGCAGAAAAUGUUUAAUUUAUGAGGUACUUAAUUACCUAUUUAAAGGGGAAACCUGAAACUGAAUAAAAGCCUUCAAU
Molecule: messenger RNA, 4605 nt
Organism: Xyrauchen texanus (razorback sucker)
Lineage: Eukaryota; Metazoa; Chordata; Actinopteri; Cypriniformes; Catostomidae
Exons: 9
Coding region: 77-1177 (366 amino acids)
Cellular component (GO): membrane
Source: RefSeq, a predicted model, not a curated record